Molecule: messenger RNA, 1773 nt
Organism: Caenorhabditis elegans
Lineage: Eukaryota; Metazoa; Nematoda; Chromadorea; Rhabditida; Rhabditidae
Gene: set-31
Product: SET domain-containing protein
Exons: 9
Coding region: 142-1653 (503 amino acids)
Source: RefSeq, marked reviewed
GCGAGACCUCCUCAUCCUUUGCAGAAAUCAUCUAAAUUUUUUAAUUUAGCCCAAAUAUUUAUUUUUUAUUUUUUAGCUAAAAAAUCAAUCCUCAAUUUUUUUGCGAAAAAAUAGGCUGCAGUGCAGAAAAAAGCACCACGAAUGACUACGAAGGAUAUUAAAAAGAAAGCAAAAUCGCGAAAGUCCAAGAAUGCGAUCAAAAAGAAUGCAUCCAAGUCAAGGAAAUGUGACAAAAUCUCCACCCAAAAUACCGGCAAGGUGGACACCGAAUUUUAUGAAGUUCAAGAUAUCGUUCGCUCGAGAAUCGAAGGACGGGAGAUUCAAUAUACAGUCAAGUGGACGAACUGGAAUGGUGGUGACACGGAAGAAGCUGAACGACGACUUGUGUGCACCGAGAAGCUUAUGGGGUAUGCUGCAAGGACAUUGAAAUCUUCAUACGUAACGAAUCUUGACUUUUUCCUCCGAAAUCUGGAUACCGCGCUUAGUGACUUAGUAUUUUUCACGAACACUUUGAUACCUUUAUCAAUCGUAGCGGAAGCCACUGUUUUCGGAUCUUCGGUCAAGUUUGUCACGAGAGACAACAUCGGAGCAAAGAUUAUGUAUUUGAAAUACAUCAAAGAGCAUAACCAGAUGCAUCUUCUACACUCCUUCCUCGUUCCACAAAUUGAUAGAGUCAACAGCAGUCAUAUUCAGUAUGACAAGGAGAUGAAAUAUCAGAGACAGAUUUUCGAAGAUUAUCCUUUCGUCAAGAUCUUCUACCCAACUAAGAAGCAAUCAGUCCUCUUCCCUCCGCCUCCAUUGCCAAACAUCUUGUUUGAACCAGUUACAGAAGAAAUGUAUAAGAAUCGUGAAAAUUUUCCUCACUUUUUCCCUCGGAAGGGUAUAAAAGCUGGAUUCAACAAUGUUCGGCCAUUCAUCGACCGGUUGUAUUUUGCCAAAGACGAAUCACAACAGCCAAAAUAUCUGAAGGAGGUUGAUGAGAAUAAGUACGAGGGAAUGCGAAGAAUCAACAAGGCAGUGAACUCGAGAUUCUCCAUACCACUUGAAAUGAGACAGGAACCCGGAUCGGGCUGGUACAUAUUAUCAGCUAUGUACAGUCUCCCCAAUGUUCCUCUGAUGGUCAUGACUGGAGUGAUUCGACCAGCCGAAGUUGCUCGAGAAUCUUUGCGAACUGAAGGAAAAGAGGUUGCAUUCAGUUCUUUCGUCGAAAUUCCAGGAACAGAUUUGUGCCUCGAUCGUCGAGAGUUCUAUGACUUCUCAAAAUUCAUUCCCCACAGCUGUAAUCCAACAUGCAAUGUUCGUUUGGUUGAAUCAGGAAACGACAUUCCUGAUCUCGUGAUUUACUCACGUUUUCCCCUCGACGAAGGCAAUGGAUAUGUGAUCACCCUUGAUUAUUUCAAGGCUUUCAAAAAAGAGGUUGAGGAAUACUUCUCAAAGGUUGUUGCUCCAGACGGCAAACUCUUCCAUCUCCUCGAGAAGGAUAUCGACUUCGUGCAGUGCAAAUGUGAGCACAAGUGCCGAGAGAUUGUAUAUAUCGACCAGUCAGCGAAGAAGAAGUCCGAGAAGGAGAAACUGACGUCGACGUUCAAUGGCAUGUCUCUGGUAGAGUCACCAAAAAUCUGGAAGAUAAAAAAUGGUAAUUUCCUCGAGUGAAACUCGCUGUAAAAUGUUUUCAACUAGUUUUGUUUUUCGUUUUGUUAUGUAUUACAUAUUUAUUCAUUCAAUGAAAUUUUAAUUUUAAAUACUUGAAUAUAAAGCCUUUGUUAAAGUUUA